UUACAUAUUUUUAGAAAUUUUGUUUUUAUAUUUAUACUUUUUAAUCAUAUUCGUAUUUUUUUUGUAAUUACAUUUGGGUAAAAAUAUUUUGUUUAAAUGAAUAGUAAGGGAUUUUGAUAAUUAUAUUGAAUUUGUGAUGUUGUAUAACUAUACACUUGUGACGUAGCCAUAACUACAUUAGUUGAAAGGAUGGGUAUAUUUAUGUUUUAAUUUUUUUACUAAUUCAAGAAUUUUAAUUAUUAUAUAUAUAUAUAUUAUUUUUUUGAUAUUAAUUAAAUUUAAUAUAAUUUUUGCAAACUAUAUGUCAAGUUUCAUAUAAAUUAUACACUUAUGUGAUAAGCAUUUCACAAAUUAGUUAUAAACUUUAUUUGUAAAGCUUGCAACAUAUUAUUGUUUCUUUAGUAUUAUCCUAAUUAUAACACUUAUAACUGAGACGAGUGAGUUACAUUGAUCAAUUUUUUAAUAGCUUAAAGAAUCAUUACUUGGUACAUCAGUUCAUUGGCUAUCCACUUCCAAUACCUGUAAUGAAACCCAGCAAAAGAAGAGGAAAACCCUCAAUCAAACUCUGCCCAUGAAACAGAAGAUUAUAUCAAGUUAUUGCAAGCUUUAAACUGUGAUAUAUCCAGAUUCAAUGUUACAGUAAGCGGUGAAAAAAGCAUAAAGGCCAAGAGAAAAGUGAGAAAAUGAAGUAAGCUCUAAACAUGUUCAACUAUGAGAGGUUUUAUGGUUAUUUUCUUUUUAGGUAAGAUUUGGGCAAAUUCAUCAACUGGCAUAGACUCCAACAAUGCAUGAGGACCAAGCCUGAUAUUGGACGCACAAAAACCAACAAUAGAAAACCUUAAUUAAAAACAAUCACCACUAAGCUUAGUGACGAAAACCAAGAUACAGUCGAUACAUUUAUAUUAUACAUUUUCUAAACUCCAAACUUUGACAAAUCUCAGUAAAUGUAAGCUCGAAAUCAUCAUCAAGAUGUAAUCCAAAAUUAGAAUACAACAUGACAGAAGCAAGUAGCUAGUGCACAUAUCUUUGUGUAUGUAUUCAAUUAAAAACAAAGACCGAGAAAUUUCUCAAACCUCGACUCAGAACUUAGAUGCCCCCUCCUCAGAUUCCUUUACAGCAGACCUGUAUAAAAAUGUCAAUAUUCUUCUAUUAAUAAUAAAAGCUACACUUUUUCAAUGUUCCCCUACAGAACUAUAUUUGAAACCUUCACCUUUUGUAUUUAGUGACUGAGAUGCCUUUGAUAUAGAUAUCACCAGCUAUACCUGUAUAACCCAUCAAUAAAAAUCAAAUAGUUGUUUGUAAGAAAAAAUAAAGCCUAGCACUUUCACUCGUUCCCGUCAAAUUCAAAUAUUUCGACACUUGAAAGAUAAAAAGUACUAUAUUUUGAUGAAUGUUCAAGAUGAGAAGAUACAAAGUAAUACCCUAAAAUAGUUUAAUACCGAAUUGGAAAUAAGGAAACGGCGGAUAAGGGCAGGUGUUUUUGGGGAAUCGAGUUCGGGAAAUUGGACGGUUAAAUACUGUCGAUCAAUUAGUUGUUGUUGGCGAUGAAGAAGUCGAUGUCUCUUUCUCUGAAAAUUCUCCUCCAUUAGUCUCUUGAUAGAGAAAGAUAAAAGUUACUUUCAGAAUAUAGAUGAGGAUUAUGGAUUCCGAGAUUUUAGGAAGUAAUGGGUAGGUUAUAAUAUACCAAAAAUGCCGUAAUAGGUAAAGAUAUAUGUAGCAAAAUGGCAGUUAGUAUAUUUAAAAUAGGUCCAAUGGCAAAAUAAGUAAUAUUCCAAGUAGUUAUAGGGGUAAAAGAUAAGAGUGAUCCUGUUUUAAUAAUAUUGAUGUUCUGUUUCUCAUAUAACAAAGUCUCCGUGAAUAGUGGACUAAUCUCUGUCAUUCUUCUAUUUGCUCUAGCAGACAAACAGAUAGAAACAGCUGCUUCUGUAGUUUUUUUCCGUUAUUCUGUUAUGCCCUUUGAAUGUCUUAAAAUAGAAAAAGAGAAAUUAACCUCCUCUCAUCCCUAAAUUUUCUUAUACCCAAUCUCUCUCCUCUCUCUCUUAUCAUUUCUAUUGAUCAAAGUGUUUCCUUUGAUUCUUUAAUUCCAAAUCAUUUUCUUCAAAAGCACAUCAAACGCUCCAACCUUUUGUGUUCCCUGUGGAGCUUUGUUGUUGUUAUGGGCUGCAGUUGCUCCAAAGGAGCACGAGCAAAUGAUACCAUCAUCGACGAGAACAUCAGCAAUGUCAAGGAGAGAAGAAGCACGCCUUAUAGUAAACCCUCCAAGAAGAGGAAAAACUCUGCUUCUUCCAGAAUAGCCAAUGUAGGAUCAUCUUCGGACGGUUUUAUCAACGACAUGGAUACCACAUUGGCGGUUUUGAUACCAAGUGAUGCCACAAACUCAACUCCCAUGUCAUCUGGUGAGGUCUCAAAGGUGCACCUCGAGAGAAAAUCUUCCAGGUCUGUGUUCCAGAGACGGCCCAACAAUGAGACCAAUAAACUUGGACCACCGCAGCAACCUAAGAUGACUAGGAUAACCAGCGUUAGUAACGGAGAAAGAGGAGCUCAGGUUGUGGCUGGUUGGCCUUCUUGGUUAGCUUCAGUUGCUGGUGAAGCUAUCAAUGGAUGGAUCCCACGCAAGGCUGAUUCCUUCGAAAAGUUAGAAAAGAUUGGGCAAGGGACGUAUAGCAGUGUGUACAAAGCCAGGGACCUAGAGACGAGCCAGAUAGUUGCACUGAAGAAAGUGCGGUUUGCUAAUAUGGAUCCAGACAGUGUUCGGUUCAUGGCGAGAGAGAUAAUCAUCCUACGAAGGCUUGACCAUCCUAAUGUUAUGAAGCUUGAGGGUUUGAUCACUUCUAGGGUAUCAGGAAGUAUGUAUCUUAUAUUUGAAUACAUGGAACAUGAUCUCGCAGGCCUUGCUUCAACCCCUGGUGUUAAGUUCUCUGAGGCACAGAUUAAAUGCUAUAUGAAACAGUUGCUUCAUGGUCUAGAACACUGUCAUAGCCGAGGCGUAUUGCACCGUGACAUCAAGGGCUCUAACCUGCUGCUUGACCAUAACAACAAUCUCAAAAUUGGAGACUUCGGUCUUGCUAACUUCUACGGUGACCACCAGAAGCAGCCUCUUACUAGCCGUGUUGUUACUCUGUGGUACCGUCCACCUGAACUUUUAUUCGGGUCAACGGACUAUGGCGUUGCUGUUGAUAUGUGGAGCACAGGAUGCAUUCUAGCCGAACUCUUUAAUGGGAAGGCUAUCAUGCCGGGAAGAACAGAGGUAGAACAGCUACACAAGAUCUUUAAACUCUGUGGUUCACCUUCUGAAGAGUAUUGGAAAGGAUCGAAACUCCCACAUGCCACCAUCUUUAAACCUCAGCAGCCUUACAAAAGGUGUGUAGCUGAGACGGUUAAGAGUCUUCCAUCUUCGGCUUUGGAGUUAGUGGAAGUUCUUCUAGCUGUUGAACCAGAUGCCCGUGGAACCACAGCUCAUGCCCUCGAAAGCGAGUUUUUUACGACAAAACCUUUUGCAAGUGACCCAUCAAGUUUACCAAAGUACCAACCGAGAAAGGAACUUGAUGUGAAGCUUCAAAAAGAGGAAGCAAGACGAAAGAAAGGCACAAUCAGUAAAGAGAAUGAGUUGAAACAAGUAGCUAAAGAAUCUAAAGCUGUGCCAGCUCCAGAUGCCAACGCCGAGUUACUAGCAUCAAUACAAGUACGUAAGGUUCUAGCAUAAUAGACAAUGUAUUUUUUCUUUCAAAUUUUAUUAUAAAUUAUUUUUCAAACAAAACAAACAUUCAAAAGUUUAAAACCCACCUUUUUUUUACCUUCUUCUUUAAAAUGUUUAUAUUCAUGUAAUGUUAACCUUUGGUUUUAUUUUCUUGUUUAAAAAGAAAUGUCAAGGGCAGAAUAAUCAGACAAGCAUUGGUGAGAAGUUCAAUCCUAAUGACGAUGCAGCACUGAAGAGUGUUGUGAUGAGGGGUUCGAGUCGUUCUCCUCCUCCUAGAAAAGAGCUGAGGAUGCAACGCUCAUUUGUUCAACGUGGAUCAGCCCAGUUGACAAAAUUCUCAAACUCGGUAGCUGCUAGAGAUGCAUCACAUUUCGCUAUAGCAAAUCCACGGUGGUUUGAAGAUAAGUACAAUAACAAAAAGGCAAAGCAAAAGGAUGGUGAUGAUUGUACAAAAGACAAAGAAUCCACGGGUAAGAAGAACAGCUUGACACCAUUAACUGUCUUUGUUAUGUGGUGAAACUCUUUUGUAGGCUAAUCACAUUUUUAUUUGCAAUGUGUUAGGGUGAAGUGAACAAAAUAAAGAGAAUGAACAUCUCAAGAGCAUUAGUUUCUGCAGGAGGAAACUUAGAUGUAAUGUUGAAAGAAGAUGAAAGACAGAUUCAGUUAGCUGCUUGAGUGGAUAAGAAAACUAAUGUGACAGUACAGACUCGAGCGUCUCUUGCUGCAAAUGGCAGGUGAGAGAUACAGACAAGAAUCUUUUGGGAUUUAAUCAGAAGAAGGA
Molecule: messenger RNA, 4478 nt
Organism: Brassica rapa (field mustard)
Lineage: Eukaryota; Viridiplantae; Streptophyta; Magnoliopsida; Brassicales; Brassicaceae
Product: probable serine/threonine-protein kinase At1g09600
Biological process (GO): positive regulation of transcription elongation by RNA polymerase II; protein phosphorylation
Cellular component (GO): cyclin-dependent protein kinase holoenzyme complex; nucleus
Molecular function (GO): ATP binding; RNA polymerase II CTD heptapeptide repeat kinase activity
Source: RefSeq, a predicted model, not a curated record